Messenger RNA from Protopolystoma xenopodis, 714 nucleotides. The record is from the annotation of a GenBank genome assembly. NCBI's taxonomy places the organism in Eukaryota, Metazoa, Platyhelminthes, Monogenea, Polystomatidea, Polystomatidae.
UUGUUUAUUUAUCCUCAAGUUCCCGAUCCGCCCCGCUACAUCUCAGCAAUUCGAAUUAACCCUCACCAAAUAAAAGUCACCUGGGGAGAUCAACCUUUUCACUUAGGCAGUCUUUCGGGUGUUAACCAUCUCACUGAAAAUGACAAUUUACCCGGGCAGUUCCAACAUCCUAAGCACCAGCCAGGCCAACAAAUUCAACGACGUGUACCGAUAACUGGUUUUUGCAUCUAUUAUGCAACGAACGACAAUCCUGAUAACGAGCAUGUUUGGAAACGUUUGGUCGUGGGGGCUGUUAAUUCUGCCACUCUUUUCAAUUUGGACGCUAUGGCCAGCUAUGUUGUACGUAUCAAGGCUCGGGGUGCCGACCUACGUUAUGGGCCAUGGAGCGAGCCUGCUGUCACAGAUCAUCCUCCUUCAUGGGAUGACGCUCCAAUGAGGAGUGCCAGUUUACCUAUUCAACCCUUUCAACCUUUACCAUUUCCGCCAAUGCUAGGCAGAUUUUACAAAGAAACGGACCUCGAGUUUCCUCAGCUUGCUUGUCAGGGCUUACUUCCACGCCAAAUUGAGCCAAACGUAGCAGCAGAGACAGCCAAAGCUGAAGCGAGUCUUCUUAUUCAAUGGUAUCAACCCGAUUCCUAUCUGGACAUCAUAAAGUAUAAGGUUAGAUGUCUGUAUGACUAUUUUUUACCAAAUCUCAGUAGUAAAAAAUUUUAA